AUGUCCGUAAACCACGUUCAGCCCGAGCAGUACUUCCUGCCCCCGACUCCGCACGUUCCCAACAGCAGGCUUCCUGUACUUGUGUACCGCAAUGUCCUGGAGGAUACAAGUCCUCGCAACAUCGUAAACACUAUCGAGCCGAAUGGCUGGAUCAAGGGUGGGCAGUGGAAGACGUACAAGGUGCCUCACUUUCACACCCAUUGCCACGAAUGCUAUGGAAUCAUCCGAGGGGGAUCAACCUAUCUCCUUGGGGUCGGCCCCAACGACCCGAAGGUCGACGAGGAGGGUAGUCCAUAUGGGAUGAAGUUGACUGUCCAAAAAGGGGAUGUUUUUGUUCUACCGAAUAUAGAUAUUGACGAUGGCAAGGGCAUCCUCGAGGCGACUGGUCACCGUUUCGAUAUGAACUAUGGGUUCAAGCCUCCAGAAGAGACCAGCGCGUUGGCGAAACAGAGUGAAUCCGUUGCAAUCCCUCUCCUAGACCCCCUCUAUGGUUUGGAUGGGCCGCUGCCGCGGUUAUGGAGGGAGGCAGCCCGUUCUCGGGCUCGUCUCUGA
Molecule: messenger RNA, 552 nt
Organism: Aspergillus nidulans FGSC A4
Lineage: Eukaryota; Fungi; Ascomycota; Eurotiomycetes; Eurotiales; Aspergillaceae
Product: cupin domain-containing protein
Exons: 2
Coding region: 1-552 (183 amino acids)
Source: RefSeq, a predicted model, not a curated record